Opisthocomus hoazin is the source of this 2168-nucleotide messenger RNA. The record is from RefSeq and is a predicted model, not a curated record. NCBI's taxonomy places the organism in Eukaryota, Metazoa, Chordata, Aves, Opisthocomiformes, Opisthocomidae.
AUGGAGCCUGCAAAGUCAGACAUCACUUGGAUAGAGAAAGACCUCGUGGACUCAGCCGACAAGGGUGAAGGUGUUGUGAAAGAAAUCAACAUCACACACCACGUGAAGGAAGGCUCCGAGAAAGCCGAUCCUUCGCAGUUUGAGCUCCUGAAGGUGCUGGGACAGGGCUGUUUCCCCAAGGUUUUCUUGGUGAGAAAAAUAACACCGCCAGACAGCAACCACCUCUAUGCCAUGAAAGUGCUCAAGAAGGCAACAUUGAAAGUGCGUGAUCGAGUAAGGACGAAGAUAGAAAGGGACAUCCUGGCUGAUGUAAACCAUCCCUUUGUGGUGAAACUCCACUACGCAUUCCAGACGGAGGGGAAGCUGUAUCUCAUCUUGGAUUUCCUCCGCGGAGGUGACCUUUUCACUCGGCUUUCCAAAGAGGUCAUGUUCACCGAGGAGGACGUGAAGUUCUACCUAGCAGAGCUGGCCCUGGGCCUUGACCAUUUGCACAGCCUGGGAAUCAUCUACAGGGAUCUCAAACCAGAGAACAUCCUCCUGGAUGAAGAAGGGCACAUCAAGCUCACAGAUUUUGGCUUGAGUAAGGAGGCCAUAGACCACGAGAAGAAAGCCUAUUCCUUCUGCGGGACGGUGGAAUACAUGGCCCCAGAAGUUGUGAAUCGCCAGGGCCACUCGCACAGUGCUGACUGGUGGUCCUAUGGGGUGUUAAUGUUUGAAAUGCUCACCGGCUCGCUGCCCUUCCAGGGGAAGGAUCGUAAGGACACGAUGACCCUCAUCCUCAAAGCGAAGCUGGGCAUGCCGCAGUUCCUGAGCUCUGAAGCACAGAGCCUCCUGCGAGCCCUCUUCAAAAGGAAUCCAGCCAACCGAUUAGGUUCUGGACCAGAUGGGGCAGAAGAGAUCAAGCGCCAUCCUUUCUAUUCCACCAUUGACUGGAACAAGCUGUACCGCAGGGAGAUCAAACCGCCCUUCAAGCCUGCAGUGGGCCAGCCAGAUGACACCUUUUAUUUUGACACAGAAUUUACAUCGCGUACACCUAAAGAUUCCCCAGGCAUCCCCCCUAGUGCGGGGGCCCAUCAGCUCUUCCGAGGCUUCAGUUUUGUAGCGACCGGAUUGAUGGAGGACGGCAAGGUGAAACCUACUCAGUCGCCUCUGCAUUCGGUGGUGCAGCAGCUGCACGGCAAGAAUGUCCAGUUCAGCGACGGCUACGUGGUGAAGGAGGCGAUCGGCGUCGGCUCCUACUCAGUGUGUAAACGCUGCGUUCACAAAGCAACCAACAUGGAAUACGCAGUCAAGGUUAUUGACAAGAGCAAGCGAGACCCUUCUGAGGAGAUAGAAAUCCUCCUGCGAUAUGGGCAGCACCCAAACAUCAUCACCUUGAAAGACGUGUACGACGAUGGGAAGUACGUGUAUCUGGUGACCGAGCUGAUGAGGGGCGGGGAGCUGCUGGAUAAAAUCCUCAGACAGAAAUUCUUCUCGGAGAGGGAAGCCAGUUCGGUCCUGCACACGAUCUGUAAAACAGUGGAGUAUCUGCAUUCCCAAGGGGUGGUUCACAGGGACUUGAAACCCAGCAAUAUUCUCUACGUGGACGAGUCAGGAAACCCCGAAAGCAUUCGCAUUUGUGACUUUGGCUUUGCCAAGCAGCUGAGGGCUGAGAAUGGCCUUCUCAUGACUCCCUGUUAUACGGCAAACUUUGUGGCACCCGAGGUACUAAAACGCCAAGGCUACGACGAGGGCUGUGACAUCUGGAGCCUGGGAGUUCUCCUGUACACGAUGCUCGCAGGCUGCACUCCGUUUGCAAAUGGUCCCAGUGACACUCCAGAAGAGAUCCUGACCCGGAUAGGCGGGGGGAAGUUCUCCGUCAGUGGGGGCAAUUGGGACACUAUUUCUGACAUGGCCAAGGAUCUGGUAUCAAAGAUGCUUCACGUAGAUCCUCACCAGCGUCUAACAGCCAAGCAGGUCCUGCAGCAUCCGUGGAUAACCCAGAAGGACAGCUUACCCCAGAGCCAGCUCAAUCACCAGGACGUUCAGCUUGUAAAGGGGGCGAUGGCUGCCACCUACUCUGCACUGAACAGCUCCAAGCCAAGCCCCCAGCUGAAGCCCAUCGAAUCCUCCAUUCUGGCACAGAGGCGGGUGAAGAAACUUCCUUCCACCACACUGUGAAGCUGGGG